Messenger RNA from Periconia digitata, 1246 nucleotides. NCBI's taxonomy places the organism in Eukaryota, Fungi, Ascomycota, Dothideomycetes, Pleosporales, Periconiaceae. The record is from the annotation of a GenBank genome assembly.
UUGAUAGUGGCAACCAAUCAGACGCGACAUGACCACGAUAAAUGCCAGGGCAUUGUAUAGGCUUGACGAGCGUGUAUGGAGUGAGCCAAUCUUGCCUCGACGUACAUAUGUACAUAGAUAUGUCUACUCGCUCUUUUCCGUCCAGAUUUCUUCCAAAAAUACAUACGCGGGCAUAUAGGUGCAUACCUAGGUACAUACGUACAUGUAGAUAUGAAGAAGUACCAGUUGACAUAUGCACUUACACAUGCUGGCGUGGAUAUACAAAGCAACUACUUACUGCAUAUAUACAGUAUUUCUAGAUGUAAUAGUCAAGGCUUAUCAUCCUCGAAAAUUAAUAGUCUUCCAAGUUUGAGUCCAUUGGUCGCAGCAGUUGGCCACGUGAGCCAGAUGUGCAGAUGCCGUUUGGGUACCUUGCCAAGUGUUCCGCGAUAAUAGAUUCAAAUUUUACUCGUCGGAUGAGUCACAUAUCUUGAAGCCUCUCCAGGAAAACAGUUGACUGUGCCCAGUGACGCCUGCUUUCUUCUCUGGAAGGUUUAACUGUCGUCUGGAGGUCACGUGUGUUCAUCCCAAAACGAUUUAGUCGAAGUAACUUCUCGUCAACUUCUCGUUUCCCCUUCUUCGAUGCCUCGGCUGCACUCUCUUCCGUGUCGCAUGUCAUGCCCUGGCUCUGCAUGUGCAUCCGCGACUGCAACUGUGUACCGGUUUCUGGUAUUGAUCGGAUUGGUUUUCCGGCAAGCCAGCAUACCCUUCGAGAGACGGCAUUGACGCACGAAUUGAGUAUUCAGAUAGAGUGGAUGUGUUCGGCACCUAGCCCAGACAGGCUCCUGUGCCGUGACGCAAGCAAUAACCUUUUCCAAGCUUCUACACUUGUUUGACACCCUACUAUAUCAAUGCUCAGCUAAGAGAGCGCAAUAUCCAGCACCAUACAGGCUGUUUUACUGCCUGGUCAUAUACACCACAAGAACAAAAAGGUACGAUCGCAUCGACUGGUCGAUCUGGUACAUGUGCUCGAAUUUCCACCAAUCCUGGGGAUGAUUUUGCUCCAUAUUUUCUUUUCUAACAUCCUUACACCAGAAAUUACCAAGGAGGUUGCACUGGGGAUGAGACACAAGUGGUGUUACUCUCCCUCUUCAUUGCCUCGUCAACGCAAUUCUAGCCGCGUCGCUCCGCGAUGGAUGCCAUAUGCUCCCCACCAUAGGCGACACGGCAUGUAUGUAGUGGCAAUUAUUGGCUAUGCCCAACCCCU